CUCAAUCCUCACCAGAGCUGGCAACGACAACGACGAACAGAACAUCCACGGCGAGCGCCAGCACAAUUCAUCAUGGCAGGCCAUCACAACCACCCCCUCGCGCUCGACCCGGCGUUGGUCAAAUACAAUAAUAUGUUCCUCAAUCGGCACAAGUACUUCAGAUGGACAGGCCGGACUGCGAGAAUCACCUUUGCAUAUGUUGUUGCGUUCCCGGCGCUGAUUGGGUACUUGGCGUACACCACAGAUGGCAAGUGGGAUAUGAGAGGCAAGCGGAGAGGAGACACGAUUGUCGAAUUUUAGGUGCUGGAUGCUUGUGAGGGAAUCGGGUUGUACAUAUGAGAGGUCUGGAAGAAUUGCAAUCGGAAAAAAUUAAGCAACAAUCUGCUUUGAAGCAAGACAAGACUGGUGAAUGGUCGAGAUUCGACGCAGCGAAAAGCUUGUGCUUCACCUUU
Messenger RNA from Hyaloscypha bicolor E, 452 nucleotides. RefSeq lists its product as uncharacterized. The transcript has 4 exons. The record is from RefSeq and is a predicted model, not a curated record. Lineage: Eukaryota; Fungi; Ascomycota; Leotiomycetes; Helotiales; Hyaloscyphaceae. The coding region runs from base 73 to 300 and encodes 75 amino acids.